Molecule: messenger RNA, 3590 nt
Organism: Lotus japonicus
Lineage: Eukaryota; Viridiplantae; Streptophyta; Magnoliopsida; Fabales; Fabaceae
Product: signal recognition particle subunit SRP54, chloroplastic-like
Exons: 19
Coding region: 152-1432 (426 amino acids)
Biological process (GO): SRP-dependent cotranslational protein targeting to membrane
Cellular component (GO): signal recognition particle
Molecular function (GO): 7S RNA binding; ATP hydrolysis activity; GTP binding
Source: RefSeq, a predicted model, not a curated record
GCGGUCUGUCAUGACUAUUGACCCAAAGCUUCUCCCCGAGAACAAAAGAGUACAUGACAUAGAAGUUUUCCCUCAAGAAGCUCUUCAUAUAACAUUUCCAAUUUCUUAGAGUUGCUGAUUGGCCUCUGGCAGCUUUGGUAAGAGAUGCAAGAUGCUGCUGGAAAAAGCUUAUGAUGAAUUUGGUUUUGAGCAAAGGAAUGGCCGGGUAGUUCUGUGUAGUGUUUCUGCAUUUCAUGAGGUCUCUGAACUGGUUUUUGCAAAGUCUGGGACCACUGUCAUCUUAUUGGCUGGACUCCAGGGAGUUGGGAAGACAACUGUUUGUGCGAAGCUGUCAAAUUAUCUAAAGAAACAGGGGAAGAGUUGCAUGCUAGUCGCUGGGGAUAUUUACAGACCGGCUGCUAUUGACCAGCUUACUAUUUUGGGUAAACAGGUGGGUGUGCCUGUCUAUACAGCAGGGACCGAUGUUAAACCUUCAGAAAUUGCUAGACAAGGUUUAGAAGAGGCCAAAAAGAAGAAAAUUGAUGUGGUUAUUGUUGACACUGCUGGUAGGCUGCAGAUAGACAAAGCUAUGAUGGAUGAGUUAAAAGAAGUUAAGAAGGCAUUGAAUCCAACAGAAGUCUUGCUAGUUGUGGAUGCAAUGACAUGGCAAGAAGCAGCAGCCUUGGUAACUACUUUCAAUCUUGAGAUUGGAAUAACAGGUGCUAUAUUGACAAAGCUAGAUGGUGAUUCAAGAGGUGGAACAGCUUUGAGUGUCAAAGAGGUAUCUGGGAAGCCAAUUAAGCUGGUAGGACGAGGGGAGCGUAUGGAUGAUCUUGAACCUUUCUUCACUGAUCGAAUGGCAGGACGUAUACUAGGAAUGGGAGAUGUUCUUUCAUUUGUAGAGAAGGCACAAGAAGUUAUGCAACAAGAAGAUGCUGAGAAACUGCAAGAGAAGAUCAUGAGUGCAAAGUUUGACUUUAAGGAUUUUCUAAAGCAAACUCGUGCUGUUGCACAAAUGGGUUCUGUGUCUCGUGUUAUGGGAAUGAUUCCUGGUAUGUCGAAGGUUACUCCUGCUCAAAUUCGAGAAGCAGAGAAGAAUUUGAAGAAUAUGGAAGCAAUGAUAGAAGCCAUGACCCCAGAGGAGAGGGAAAAACCAGAACUGUUGGCUGAAUCCCCUGUUAGGAGGAAAAGAGUUGCUCAGGAAUCAGGGAAAACAGAGCAGCAGGUAAGCCAAGUUGUAGCUCAACUAUUCCAAAUGCGUGUUCGAAUGCAGAAUCUGAUGGGUGUAAUGCAAGGUGGAUCAAUGCCAACACUUAGUAAUCUUGAAGAAGCACUUAAACCAGAGGAAAAGGCUCCACCUGGCACUGCAAGGAGGAGAAAGAGAUCAGAACAAAGGAGCCUAUUUGCGGACUCAACAGCAAGGCCAACUCCUCGUGGUUUUGGGAGCAAAUAAUGAAAAUUUCUACAGGGGGUCGACACUCAACAAUAUGACGAAAAAGUUUUGUUCAGCAGGUCAUUUCUCAUAAGUGGUCAACACUUUCGGUUUAGCUAUAAUUGCAUUCCGUCACUAGAUCCGUUCAUAUAGCAAUGAGCAUUGUCUAGGAGUUUGUUGUACUUUAGGAAUAAAUGAGCUAUAUUAGCGGAAUGCGCAAAUUGAAGAAAUCUGGGUGCCAUUCUUUUGUACAAUUUUAAAUUUGUAUCUGAGCAUGGAAUGGAAGUUAAUGUUACUUAUAGAGACCGUCCAGUAUUUUUCAUUUGGUUUUCUAACUCAAUGCCUUUGUCCCCACAUUUGUCAGUUUGAAAUGGAUGGCCAAAAAGAGAAAAUGCAUGUAGUUGUGAAAAAGAUGGUUUAAGAAUCUACAAUGAAGAUUCCAUUGCAUAUUUGUAUAUGUUUGUAAUUUGUACAAUGAAGAUGGUUUAGCGACUGGCUCCUCGUGAAUUCUCUGUUUUAUGUUUGUAAUUUUGUAUAUCAUUUUGUGUACAUCAUUAUGCUUGUACCAAUGUUGUUCCCUAUUCUUUCAUCGAUUACCCUCUUCUCCUAUUCUUCUAGCUCUCUUCGGCAUGGAUGUAGGAGGUCCCCCACCGGCCAGCUGUUGCCGUGCUGGUGCAUAGAAGGGAGAUCCCUAUGCAGGAGAUCUACAACCUAUUCUCCGGAAGCUCUUCCUAUAUUCUUAGGGCAACAAGAUUGAGGCCAGCGCUCGGAAGGAUAUGAUAUCCAAGUUCAGAUCGGCGCUUCCGUGAACUUCAUCUUCUUCGGUGACUUCUCGCGGAAAAAUUCCAGAACUUGGGAUUUGAAGGAAAGAUAUGGAGUGUAUGCAAAGCCAGCUGAUCAAGAAAAGAGCUUAGUUCAGUUAGUGGAGAGGAGGUUAUACUAAGUCCGCGAGAGAUAAUGCUUGCUAUGUCCUUUACAAUCUAGACUUUAAUCUAACAGACCAGCAGUUUUUUUUGUAGGAUGCUGCUGAAGCGUUUCUUCAUCUGUUAUGCUCUCUCAGGGAAGAAUUUGGAGGUUGCUAUGCUCCAAAUGUGGGUUCUUUAGCAGACGCUUUUGCUUCUAAUAAUAGAAUAUUGCUCCCAUAUAGAGGGACUGGAAAAGCGAGCAGGAAAGAUGGAAGCAACUCUUCCUUGGUCCUUUUGAUGGGAUUCUUGGUAGCAGUUUAACCUGUCGAAGUUGUUCCUCUCAGAUCGCAAUGAACUUCGAACAUUUUGAUUGUUUGCCUCUUUCACCUGUGCUUAGUGACAGUUUUACCAUAAGAGUUGGUAAUACACUGGUGGAUUGCCUGAAGCAGUUCAUUGUACACUGGUCAUUCUUCAGGUUCAAAAUGCUAUUGGAUAUUUGAAGACUAUUGGACCCUUAGAUGAGAAUGAAAAUUUGACCUUCUAGGGCACAAGUUGUCAAUGCUUCUUGUAGAACCCAAACUUGGCAAGAUGCUCAUUUUGGGAGCUAUCUUCAACUGUUUGGAUCCCAUACUGACUGUUGUCGCUGAGCUUUGUGUGUUAGAUCCAUUUGUUAUGCAUAUUCAUAAUGGACAACUCAUUUGUACCUAAAAAAAACAUGGAAGAGGCUAUACUUCUUUAAAUGUUUUUGCAAAAGAAAUGUCUCUCUCUAUAAAAUUGAGUGAGAUCUUUCAAUUUUAGACCACCUUUCAUUUGUUCUUUCUGUUUUAGGGGAUUUGACAGCCUUAACUAAUCAUUUGGAAGAAUUGCUCCUUGGGCUAUCAGUAAAAGAGAAAGGUAGCAUGUUAUAGCUCUUUGUUAUUAUGGAGCGUGUAAGGACUUGGUAGCACUGGAUCUUCUCGGAAAAUUGUUGAGUAGUAGAAAGGAGCCAAGUCAUGUUCCAGGUUUGUUAUUGGCUUCUAAGAUUGGUUGUGAGAAUUCCAAACUAUCAUAACAUGGAGUAAAGCUUUUCUCAAGGAUUGCUUGAGAGCUUAGAUGCCAAAUGUAAUCAGUUAACCAAAUCUUGCUCAAUUUACAUGUGAUGGAGCUCCAUGAGUUUACUCUUCUUUAUGCUUUACAUUGGAAAUGUAAUGUUAUUUUGAGUGUGUUAAUUUGACAUUUAUAGGCCAUUAUGUCUAUGUUAGAUAGUUAUUAAUAUAGUCUCAGAUUUUAGUAUA